This is a messenger RNA of Phragmites australis (common reed), 1383 nucleotides long. RefSeq lists its product as uncharacterized. Bases 73 to 1176 code for a protein of 367 amino acids. The record is from RefSeq and is a predicted model, not a curated record. The transcript has 3 exons. Lineage: Eukaryota; Viridiplantae; Streptophyta; Magnoliopsida; Poales; Poaceae.
UCCUGGACUGCCUGAACGCACGCAUGUGUUCUUGGCUAUAGAGUAGGGUGGGCAUGCAAAGAGCCUUGUUGCAUGCAGUUGCAGUUGCAGUUUCAGUCUUUCCGAGACAAGAUGGGGCUGCAGUUUCAAUCUUUCAGUCACGUGGUGUCCUUCCUCCUCGGCGCGGCGCUGCCCACUGCCCUCCUCUUCUUCCUCGCGUCCGACCGGCUCGGCGAGGGCUUGUGCAGCAUCUCGAGCAGCUGGGGGAACGGGACCGCGCAGCCGGCUGGCCCGGCCCGGCAGGCAGCUAAGGCUCUUACCGGAGACGGCGCUAAAGAGGCGGGAUUCGGUGGCCUAGCUGAGCUGCUGCCGAAAGUAGCCAUGGAGGACAGGACAGUGAUAAUCACAUCGGUGAACGAAGCAUGGGCUCAACCUAACUCCCUGCUCGACCUCUACCUCGACGGCCUCAAGAACGGCGAGGACACAGCGCACCUCCUCAACCACCUCCUCGUGGUCGCCCUCGACGCCCGCGGGUUCGACCGCUGCAAGGCCGUGCACCCUCACUGCUACCUCCUCGAGGUGACAUCCGUGGACAUGAGCUCGGCCAAGCCGUUCAUGAGCAAGGACUACAUGGAGCUGGUCUGGACCAAGCUCACCUUCCAGCAGCGUGUCCUGGAGCUCGGCUACAAUUUCCUCUUCACGGAUUGUGACAUGAUAUGGUUUCGCAACCCAUUCCGGCGCAUCGCCGUGUAUCCCGACAUGAGCUGCUCGUUGGACAACUUCGACCCCUUGCGUGCUCCCUUGGACAACCCGCUCAACACCGGGCUCUACUACAUGAAGUCGACGAACCGGACCAUCGAGAUGAUCGAGUACUGGCGGGCUGCGAGGGCGAGGUUCCCGGGCCAUCACGACCAGGCGGUGUUCUUCUGGAUUAGGCACGAGCUCGUCAGCAAGCUCCAGGUCAAGAUCGAGCCGCUAGACACGGUGUACUUCGGCGGGUUCUGUCAGCACCACGACGACCCUGAGGAGGUCUGCACCAUGCACGCGAAUUGCUGCAUCGGCCUGGAGAACAAGGUGCAUGACCUCAGGGAUAUCGCCGCGGACUGGAAGAACUACACAAGCCUGACGCCGGAGGAUAGGAAGAAGGGUGGUUUCAGGUGGACGUACCCGAUUAGGUGCCGGAAGUCCAUGGGGUGACGUACACCUUGAGAUGCAUAAGAGAGUUGGAAUCUCAAGUGGGCGGCAUUUCGAUUGUUGUAUGCAUGCAUGCACUUGUAAGCGAUAGUGUAGAUCUUUUCUUUUUUUCAACUAUUAACGUAGUAAUUUCUAGCCCAAAACUAGGAGGCUCCUUUAUUUGGCCAUUUAAUAAGUAAAUAGAUCUGAAAGGUGAAUAAUGCUGCAUUA